GCCACGCAAGAGUUUCGUCAAAACUUUUUCCCACUCUUUCGUUCAAAACAGCCCCGCACUGAGUGCUUCGUCAAAAGAGAAAAAGAAAAGGAAAGCAAAAGAAAAAUGGCGUGUGGUGGUAGGUGGUGAGAACUUUGUUAUUGUUUUGUCUUGUUCCCCGGGAAAAAGCAUGCCCGUUUGUGCCGAAAUUUGUGUGCAGUGUUGUGUUGAAUAAUGUGCAAAAUCAUAAUUAUCUUAAUAUCAUCAUGAAACGAAAUAAUAGCACCAACCAGCUACGGCAGCUGCAACAGGCCGGGAAUGCCGCUGAGGAAUGGAAUAGUAACGAUGAUACUCCGAGCAAACGAACGAAAAACCAGCACGGGCUAGAUGUGGGCCCAUCGUACAGUGGUGGUGGGAGCAGCAGCACCAGCAUGGUUGCCCCACCGAGGAUGGAUAAUUACAGUGCUGGUCGCGCGGCCAUUAAUGGUUCGCUGCAGAAAGGUGAAGAGAUUGCAGCAAUGCUCAUGCAUACAACCGAAAAGGCGGACCGCUGCUGGAACUUUGAUCUCGACCAUUGGCUGACCGUGUACGAGCGGGUACGCUAUGGCGAUGUAAACUUCCCCGAAGCUGGCAUGCUGAUCCAGUGUGCCGCCCAAAUCUACGGCCGAAAGGUGGACUAUCUCAUGGACAUCAUCAUGCACAUGUGCGACGAUCAGAAGGCGCGCGAAAAGAAGGCCCAGGAAGAGAAGAAGGAACAGGCCAACGGGGAGAAGGGGGGCGAAGGUGAAGCAGGCGUGCAGGAGGAGCAAGCGGCAGCAGGCGGCAAAACCGGCGGUCGGAAGCGGGCCGGAAAGUUUAACCCGCAGUCGCUGUCCGAUUGCUUCGGCGAUUUGGAGUUUACGUGCAAUGACGGCAAGCUGGCCAAGCUGGAAUCGCUUAUCCGACCGGUCGCGAUCGUGGAUGUGGACCGGCGGACGAAGGUGCGGCAGAUGCAGGACCUCUGUGCGGAGCUGCGGGCGAAUCCGAGCCGCCAGCGGCGGCAGGAAAUUUUGAACCGCAUGCGGGACGACGCCUGCAUUGCGCCGAUCAUGUCGAGCAAUGGGGCGGCGCUGAAGAGCCAAAUUUUGGAUCUCGAGUCGGGCGAAACGAUCGGCACGCGGUACGACUACCAGAUCCACCUGAACUACAUCGACGGGCGGACGGGUUCGCUGAUUGCCGAGCACGAUCUGAAGCGCUUCUUCCAGCGGUGUGACGUGAUGGACUUCCUGUCCGAGCAGCACCUGUCGGAGCGGGAGCGCUGCACGCGCCUUGGCAUGCCCGCACCGACCGAUAUGCUGGCGCAGCGGGAGCGCGAGCUGAAGCUGUACAUGCCGCCGGAGUAUUUGAGCAACCGGUACCGGAUCAAGCUGCACGAUACGACGGACUUUGACAACGCGCUCAUACAGGCCCGGGUGACCAAUUACGACACCGAUCCGAUCCUUUCGCUGAUGGACCAUGAGGCACGGGCGGCGGUACAGCUGCCCGCCGGUGAAGGUGACGAUGUUCGACCACGGAACGUUACCUCCAGCAUUCCGAACCAUUCCCCAGCAAACGGAAGCAGUAAACAACCGGACAGCGGCAACGGUAACAGCCAGGCGCAGGACGAUUCCGGCAUCGAGCACGAAACGAGCGCCACUGAGGAGGAGGACAGUGAUCCUUCCUUUAGCGGUGUGCUGUGCUCGUCCCGGGCGAACGAGUCCUCAGUGGAGGAACUGGAAAGUACGCAGGAAAAGAAGGAUCUAACGUUAAGCGCGUCGGAUUCAAAUGGAUCACAGGACCUCGACUCGACCGUCAAUAAGCUCGAUUCAACGGACAAAUUGGAAAGCACCGACACAAAAUUGGGACCACGGCUUAGCGUGGACGAAGGUAUCGGUGUGGAUCGGGAAUCACCUCCCCGAACGGGGCCCAUUCGCCUGGAGGAUGCGGCGGUAAAAGUGGACUCUGCGGUCACAUUUUCCCGUGGGGUCGUUUUCCCCCGGCCCGCCGUACUGCGUCCGGCAAAGCUGGUGCAGAACAUAUUCGGUAUUCCGGACGAGCUGGCCCGCAAGCAUGUACAGUUUACGCUGCCAAUGGAGUAUCGGAAAAUGAAACUGGAGCUUGCCAAACGCCAGGAGGAACGGAGAAAACAAAUGCAAACGAUCGAGCUGCACAGUCUAAAGCCGACGGCUGAAUCACUCGCGCGACCAUCAACCCCGGACCUGGAAGAUUUUCUUGGCUUUGAUGACGAUGAAACCGAUCAACCACAACUAAAACCGAACAAUAAACGAACAAAAAGUGCUCCUGCAAGUGCGGAAUUGUCCCCCGCGCGGCAAAAGAAAUCAUCCACACCGGAGCCGGACUUUGAAGGCUUCGACGAGGAGGAAAUCCUCUCCGCCCGCAAAGCGGCCGAAGAAUGGUUCAAAGGAAUGCCGGGAAAGGCGAAACUUCUAACCAGCAGCCCGAACAGAAGAGCGGUUGGAGCAUCGCUACCGGCCACACCGACCCGCACACUGUCGUGCGAUUCCGGCAUAUCCGACACGGUCGAACGUACGAAUGGGAAAGACUCCUGUACACCACCCGUAAGCCCCCGGCUCGAGCCCCUCCCGGAAGAUGGAGGUGCAGCAGACAGUGAUACUGAAGCGGUUCCCCGCCCCACCACCGCGGACAGUGUGACGAACGAGGAGACGCAACCGCCGGAACCGUCCGCACCCGGCCCCGCCGUACAGCAUGAGCCGCUGCAAGAGCACACGGACGAAGCGAACGCUCGCAUCCAGCAAAGCAUGCACGAGGCGAAGGAACGCUUCGACAAGGUUAGCCAAUGGCACCGGAAGCUGAAACCGAUUCUGAUCGAGUCGGAGAAGCGCAAUCACUUCGACAUACACGCGUACGGCACGGAAAUUAUUGACACGUUCGAUCCAACCGCACCGCUCGGCGCGGAAGCGAUCACGCUCGAGCGGGUGCUGGAGCACAAGCCGCCCCACAGUACGGCCCGGUUCUUCCUCUCCAUGCUAAUGCUGGCCAACACCAACAACGUGCAGAUAUGUAACAAAAACCCGGACCCGCUGCGGCUGUCCGCGGCCAGCGAGAUCGAGCUGCGGCUGCUGAGCCGCAAACGGCACCACAAAGAGCUGGAAGCGCUCGGUGAGCUGCUGCCGCCGGACGGUGAUGGCCACGAGCAGGCGGCAAGCGAUCGUAACCGGCAGAAGCGCAAAAAUCGAAAGCGCAAGAUCGUGUUCGAGGAGCAAACGGACGAGCGGGAGGAUUUGCCGCGGGCCGACACUGCCAGCCGGCUCGGUGGGCUGGACUCAAACCUGGACGACGGAAGCAGCUUCCUCGACAGUGUCCAGCAGCUGUACGCAGAUCUGAACGGGGAAGAUUCUCAGCGAAAGCGUCUAGCGUUCCGGCGGGGCAUGAGAAGCUGUGCCUACGGGCUGAACGACGGGUCCAAUGCGGAAGCCUCCAAAUCGUCACCGUCGUUACCUCCCCCGGUAGUACCGUUGUGCAAUAGCGAAUCGGUAAGCAAAUCUCCGCCCAAUCCACACACUAACGCGCUACUGGCCGACCCCGGAGGUGGGGUGGAGCCGGCCGAUGACCUGUUGACGGUGGAUCUGCUUACUAACCAUGCAACGCUAGUACCUGUCCGCGAUCCUGACACGCUGUGUGCGAAAAGUGUGUUCUCGCUUGCGGAAUCGGGUUACGAGUCGAUGCUCAGUGGCGGAGACGACGUCUAGCGAUUGGCAGUAGCGUGUAAGGAAUGUAAAGUGUAAGGAACUAGGGUUUAGUACAAUGGCGAGGCCGACAAAAAACGUAUAAAAUUAACAGACACCGCUGGUGGUCUGUGUGUACAUAUGAGGUCUACUGUUAGAAGAUAGGCUAGGUUUUUAACAAGAGAGAGAUCUUUAUAUUUUAGCUUCUUUCUUAGUAUGACCGAGAGCAGAAGGGUCCCCAUUCCCCAGUGAGACAACUAACAAUAGCUCUCCAUCUCAUCCUUUCCUUUACUAGCACCCGCAGUUCUGAUCCUUCUCCUGAUGAAAGUACAAAACGUUAAGCGUCAUCAUCACCCCACAGCAGUUUAGCUAUUAUUAUAAGACAAAGAGUACUACAAUACUCUGCACGGCCCUAUUGACACGCGCGCAUAUCCUUGGCAAGGAAAGUGCACGCAUUUCCAGCCCAAAAACCACCCCAAACCACCCUUGACCAGUUGCAUUUCUCCCCCUAAACCAAGCUAAAGGUUCCUUCUGUCGAAUAGCAAUUU
This is a messenger RNA of Anopheles merus, 4252 nucleotides long. RefSeq lists its product as uncharacterized. Lineage: Eukaryota; Metazoa; Arthropoda; Insecta; Diptera; Culicidae. Gene Ontology annotation, molecular function: chromatin binding. Gene Ontology annotation, cellular component: condensin complex; nucleus. The transcript has 4 exons. Gene Ontology annotation, biological process: meiotic chromosome condensation; mitotic sister chromatid separation. The coding region runs from base 246 to 3728 and encodes 1160 amino acids. The record is from RefSeq and is a predicted model, not a curated record.